UGGACGCCUUAAAAAAUACACACAAAUCUUUGUGCACUUUUUCAUCUGGCCACGUGCGGGAUCAGUACUCCGUAUCGAUUCAGUACCAUAAAUCCAGCACAGAUACACAGAUUCAAAAUUAAUAGAUUAUCUUGGAACACAAUCGUCUAUCUUGCUGAGGCAUUGCUGAUAGGCAUAGUAUAAAAGUGCAAAACUUUCAAGUGAUCUGCAAUGUAGCGUUUAAUGUUUCGUUGGCUUGUCUCGCUUGUGCUCAAUAUUAAGUGUGUAUUUCAUGGCGUGUGAGGGAGAGCUUUCUCCACGAUUCAUGAUAGGGCGCCUAGAUAAUAUUUUUUCCUUAAUUAAUUACACUGAAUUGUACAACAAACAAUCAACAUUUCUAGCGUUUCCCAUCCUGCUAUCUAUUCUGUUCUUUUUGUGUGUGAAAGCAGGUUCCAUCGAGAGAAAGUACAAUUGGAUAUGCAGUUAUAGAAAGUCACUACACUUACUAUUGAUGGGAACUUUAUUAAACAUCGCAGUGGUACCAAUGAAAUCACCUUUGGAGAUCCAGAUUUUUUUUUUUUCCUCUAAACGUUUAGUAGUGAAGGAAAGGAUGAUGAUCAAUGGUCGUCUAUCGAGAUAACCAAUAGGAUGAAUCAUCUUUUUUCCCCUCUCUCAUAACCUUAUACGACUGGAUGAUCGAUAGAAG
Messenger RNA from Lobosporangium transversale, 685 nucleotides. RefSeq lists its product as hypothetical. The transcript has a single exon. Lineage: Eukaryota; Fungi; Mortierellomycota; Mortierellomycetes; Mortierellales; Mortierellaceae. The record is from RefSeq and is a predicted model, not a curated record. Bases 272 to 619 code for a protein of 115 amino acids.